CUUCCUGGCUAUGGAAAGGCACCGGCCGGAGCGCCUCCGUGCCGCCUGGGAGCGGACAGGGAAGCGGCCGUGGGCCCUCUCCGUGCCCAAAGCGGCAGUCGGUAAUUUGCAGAUCGCAGCUCUGCUGUUCUGCUCGGACUUCGGAACUCGGAGUGGAGUCCUCUCCCCUCAUGGGCUCAUUAACUCGAAACGAAAUGGAGCACGAACGCGGUCUGUGUCCAUCUCGUGCGAACAGCACUUCCCCCAACAUGUUUAUUUCCACAUUAAGAGAUGGAGCUGAACACAGACCGUGAAACAAGACCUGAGUUAAGAAGCACUUGAAACAGAAAUGCCACAUAGAUUGUUUUCCAAUUACUGCAGUGCCUUGGAGGAAAGAUGCAGCAUAUGCAGCUGUUGUUCCCAUCUGAGUUACUGCGGCAGAGAAUUAAAUGAAAUGUAACUGAACUUGUCUCCUAAGGUAUUGCUGAAAUCCUAAUGAACCGACCCCAUGCAAGAAAUUCUUUGGGAAAAGUAUUUGUAGAUGAACUUUUCAGCGCUCUGGAACAGCUCCGCUUUGAUGAGAAAGUUCGUGUGGUGGUGUUCAAGAGCAAAGUGAAGGGUGUGUUUUGUGCUGGUGCAGACUUAAAGGAGCGUGAAAAGAUGGAUGAUGCAGAAGUUGGACACUUUGUUAAAAGGCUGAGAAAUCUCAUGGAUGAAAUUGCUGCCCUGCCUGUACCCACAAUUGCUGCAAUAGAUGGCUACGCACUGGGCGGUGGACUAGAACUGGCGUUGGCUUGUGACCUUCGAGUUGCAGCUUCAUCAGCUAAAAUGGGUCUUAUAGAGACCACAAGAGGGCUUCUCCCAGGAGCAGGUGGAACCCAGCGCCUGCCCAGAUGUGUUGGAGUAGGUCUUGCAAAGGAACUAAUUUUCACGGGGAGACAGAUAGAUGGACAAGAAGCCUUCUCAAUGGGAUUAGUAAAUCACACCGUGCCCCAAAAUGAGGAGGGAGAUGCAGCUUACCAGAGAGCAUUAACUUUGGCUAAAGAAAUCCUUCCUCAGGCUCCAAUUGCUGUGAAAAUGGGAAAACUGGCAAUAAACAGAGGAAUAGAGGUUGAUAUUGCAUCAGGGAUGGCGAUUGAGGGGAUGUGUUACGCACAGAAUAUUCCCACAAGAGACCGUCAGGAGGGAAUGGCUGCCUUCAGGGAAAAACGACCACCUCAGUUUAUUGGCAAAUAAUGUUUCCCCUUGUCUGAGUGGUUCUGUUUGGUUGGUUGGCUUUUUUAAAUGGUAAAGUAAGAGUGAGGAGGACCUGCUAAUUUGUUGGGAUUAUUUUUGUGACUGCACUCCCCCUUGCCUUGGACUACAUUUCUGAAUACUCACUGGAUCAUUUUUCUCUAAGGACUCACCAAUAAAGAUUUAACUUUGUACAGCCAA
Gallus gallus (chicken) is the source of this 1413-nucleotide messenger RNA. It is a transcript of the gene ECHDC2, whose product is annotated as enoyl-CoA hydratase domain containing 2. The record is from RefSeq and is a predicted model, not a curated record. The transcript has 10 exons. Lineage: Eukaryota; Metazoa; Chordata; Aves; Galliformes; Phasianidae. The coding region runs from base 475 to 1215 and encodes 246 amino acids. Gene Ontology annotation, cellular component: mitochondrion. Gene Ontology annotation, biological process: fatty acid beta-oxidation. Gene Ontology annotation, molecular function: enoyl-CoA hydratase activity.